Molecule: messenger RNA, 1626 nt
Organism: Brachypodium distachyon (stiff brome)
Lineage: Eukaryota; Viridiplantae; Streptophyta; Magnoliopsida; Poales; Poaceae
Product: histone-lysine N-methyltransferase ASHR2
Exons: 2
Coding region: 73-1242 (389 amino acids)
Molecular function (GO): protein binding
Source: RefSeq, a predicted model, not a curated record
GCUCCAUCUUACGACCCAAAACCUCCGCCCUCCUAGUCCCUCCUGCGCCGCCGCCCACCGCGCAACUUCACCAUGGCCGGCGACGCCCUCCGGGUAGCCGACCUCCCGGGCCGCGGCCGCGGGCUCGUCGCUGCCCGCGACAUCCUCGAGGGCGAGGUGCUCCUCUCGGAGCCGCCCAUCCUCCUCUACCCGUCCUCCCUCGCCUCCCUCCCAUCCUACUGCUCCGCCUGCUUCCGCUGCCUCCCCCAAGCACCCCACGCCGCCCCCUGCCCCUCCUGCCGCGCCGCCGCCUUCUGCUCCCCGGCCUGCGCCGCCGCCUCCCACCCGCGCCUCCUCUGCGCCGCGCUCUCCAGGCUCGCCGCCGCCCCCGAGUCGCACCAGGAGCAACUCCUCUUCCUCCUGUCCGCCUACUCGCUCCAAGAGCCCGCCUUCCACGCGCUCCUCUCCCUCUCCUCCGCGCCGCAGGGCACCCAGCAGCAGGACGCCGCGAGCCUCCACGCCAUGGUGUCCUCGCUGGCGCCGCCGCACAUGCUGCCCGCGGGGUUCUCGCCGGACCUCACGGCGGCGCUCCUCUCCAAGGACCGGACCAACAGCUUCUCCAUCAUGGAGCCGUACCGCCCCGACGUGGCACAGGGGCUCCGGAAGGCACGGGCCUACGCGGUGUACCACCGAGCCUCGCUGCUGAACCACGACUGCCUGCCCAAUGCUUGCCAUUUCGAUUACCCCGAUAGGCCGGGCCCAGGGAACACGGACAUAGUGUUGCGCGCGCUCCAUGGUAUAACGGCCGGGAUGGAGGUUCGCAUCAGCUACUUCGCGGCAAACUGGAGGUAUGCUGACCGGCAGCGCAGGCUGCUGGAGGAUUACGGGUUCCGAUGUGAGUGUGAACGGUGUCAGAUUGAGAGCAAGUGGAAGUUUGAUGAUGAUGAGAAUGAUGGCGGUGAUGGUGAUGAUGAUACCAUGGAAGAAGAGCAUGACAAGGAGGAUGUUGGAAAUGGUGGUGAUGAGGGGAUGGAGCAGGAGGAAGGGAGCGACGGCGACAAUGACAAUGAUGAUUUCCCACAUGCCUUCUUCUUUGUGAGGUUUAUGUGUGAUCGUGAGGAUUGCCAUGGUAUGCUUGCACCGCUGCCACCCUUACCAAGUGGCGAGCUGUCCCAUGUAUUUGAGUGCAAUGUCUGUGAACAAUUGAAGAAGGAAGAAGACGAUGACGAGACUGGUGGUGAUGAUUCCAGCAUGGUCAAUUAGGAUGACUUAACCAUAACUGGCCUGUUUCCUGCUGUUUUUUGUGGAGAACUUGGUGAAUGGUGAUGGAAGUACUGUUCGGCAUUUCCCUACUUCUGUGUUUGACAAAAAGAUCUGGUUAACUGUGCGGCAUUUCCAUGCUUUUUGGCAGAGCACCUGAAGUCGGGAGGAUGUAUGUACCAAUUCGUUCACUCAAUAUGUUUUGUAGGUAGUCAUGCGUCUGUACAAUUUUUUGCUGCACCUGUGACUUCCUCGGCGAAACCUUUGGCAUUUGUGUAGUUAGAGACCGAUGAAAAUCAACUUACCAUAUCAUCAAUUGUGCCCCUCGAUUCAUUAUUUCAUUCUGCCUUUUGACAUGCAGGUUCAGCUGUUGAGUUGAAUUAUAAA